Messenger RNA from Ornithodoros turicata, 2216 nucleotides. Its product is annotated as Na(+)/citrate cotransporter-like. Bases 85 to 2037 code for a protein of 650 amino acids. Gene Ontology annotation, biological process: transmembrane transport; citrate transport. The transcript has 14 exons. The record is from RefSeq and is a predicted model, not a curated record. NCBI's taxonomy places the organism in Eukaryota, Metazoa, Arthropoda, Arachnida, Ixodida, Argasidae. Gene Ontology annotation, molecular function: succinate transmembrane transporter activity; citrate transmembrane transporter activity. Gene Ontology annotation, cellular component: membrane.
AUAGCUACUGCAUUCUUGCUGGGAGUCACACUUUUCCUACGUCGUUCCUCUUGCGCUACUGAAGCACGACUGAAAGACACCUUUAUGGCUUCUCCCGAACCAACGACGACGAUUCGGGGAUGGCUGCGGAUACUCCUCGGGCACUGCAUGCCAGUUAUCGUCGCCCCCAUGUUCCUUAUCGAGGAUGAGAGGCUAUGGUGUGUGGGCGUCUUCCUGUGGAUGGUCACCUGGGAUCUCUUGGAGACAGUCCCUACAGCCAUGGCCUCCAUGCUUCCUUUUCUUCUAUUUCCACUCCUCGAUGUAGUGGACGUCGAGGAGCUUGCCCAGGCGAGCAUGUCGGACAACUUAAUCCUGAUCCACUUGGGCACCGGCAUCCUGAUCGCCUCCACGGAAGAUACACCUCUCUCCACCCGUCUGUCCCUCUACCUGCUCGACACUUUCGGCUGUAGCAUGCGAGCCAUCAUCUUAGGCCUAACAGUCACCACCUUCCUCAGUACCCAGUUCUUCAUGGGCGGAGCCACGACGGUGUUCAUGUCCUCCGUGGUCGAAACCACGGUGUUCGAACUGGAACAUGACAUAAUCACCGCUACUAUGGCAAAGGCGGUUCAACAGCGGCAGCGUACGGUGAGGACCACUCUGGAGGAAGACUGCAUCUUGACACCGAUCAGCGUGGUCUUCAUCUCUCCGAGGACGUCGACGACGGCGUCCGGAGCGCCGUCGCUGAGUACAGCCGAUCCCGUGUCAAGGACACUGUUGGAUGUAACGCGAGGGAGGAGUUCGUCGGCUCUAGUGGACACAACCUUUUCCUCCGAUACUCCUGUAGAUCCUAGACUACAAGGAAGUGAGAGCGGGACGUCAGAGCACAAGGCCGAAGUGGAUGUGGAUCCAAGUACUGCCAAGCCCAGCAAAAAGCGAAAUUCGAUCCUCAGACGGCCCAGCGUUGCCAAGCUGAUCGCGGUUGAGUCCGAACGCUUUCAACAGAUCAAGAAAGCUCUCCUGAUCAACAUCGCUUACUGCGCUAGCGUGAGCGGUCUGGCGAAUAUUCCGAGUAGCAUGUCGGGGAUCUUUCUGCGAGACCAUCUGCGCUAUGAAUAUGGCUGGGACGACUUCUCUUUCAUAUCGUGGAUGGCAGUCGGUCUCCCCAUUGCAUCUGCAUCAGUUGUUGUCAUCUCAUGCCUCAUGUAUUUCUGUUACCUCAAACAGCACGAAUUGAAAGAAACCGCAAUGUCUGAGGAAAACAUCUUAGAGGUGAUCAAGAGAAAAAGGCAAUUUCUAGGUCACUUCAGGUUGAAAGAAUGCGUUAUCUUGGUAGCCAUCAUGGCUCUAGUCAUUAUCUGGAUAUUUCGAAAAAGCAACGACUACUUCAUAGGCUGGGAAAAAUACCUCGGCAUCAAGGACACCCACGAGGUGACGCUAGUGUUCAUGGUCAUUGUGUUGCUCUCAUUCAUUCCCGAGAAGGUGACUUCGUCUCCCAUUAUUCCAUGGCGGUAUGCCUCCAGAAGGAUUCCAUGGCGAUCCGUUCUCACCAUCGCUGGGGGACUCUCUGUGGUCGAAUUGCUACAUAACAAGGGAAUCUCAUGGUUAGUGAUACAGAAAUUGAUGCAACUGCCCGACUUGACGCCAUUGGCAGCGCAAAUUGGUCUCUUGGUCGCUUCGUCCUUCAUAACUGAGCUGCAGGGCGAAGCUGUGGUGGCCAAGCUGCUUGUUCCCAUCGCAUCUCACCUAGCCGUCUUGACCAACGUGCAUCCACUGUACUAUGCCCUCCCUGUAGCCAUGGCGUCCUGCACAUCGGCGCUGUUUUCUGCGCCGGGAGCUACCAUUGGUAUCGUCGCCGCUGCUGCAGGCAUCCACACAGCAGAUGUGUUGCAAGUGGCCAUGACAAUGAAGUUCUUCUCUCUGCUGUUCAUCAUCACAGGCGUGAACAUCAUCGGCAACGAUGUGUUCAAGUGGGGUGUGAUUCCGGUAUGGGCCACAAACAACACUUCGCGGGUCGUGACGCCUCGUUCUCACCGCGCCCAAUCAGCGUCUAUCUCGUGACAACCACCCGCCCUCUAUCUCUACUACUAGCACUUGUUACCGUGUGAGGGUUGACUUCUGCGUGCCCACGUUGUCACGCUUUUGUUAAUUAUAUUAGUCCUGUGUAGGUAACGUUGCACGAAUAUAUCGUUUGAUCUGUGCCACGAAACCACAAUGAAAUAUAGUCUGUUCUAUACAUU